Messenger RNA from Symbiodinium natans, 609 nucleotides. NCBI's taxonomy places the organism in Eukaryota, Dinophyceae, Suessiales, Symbiodiniaceae. The record is from the annotation of a GenBank genome assembly.
AUGGAGCAGAACCAUGUCCAUAACCUUGCCUUUGCGUCCAAGUUCACGACAGCCCUCCGGCUAGCUCGCAGCAUCGACACGGAGGACAGUAUGGCAGCUGCGGAGUGCCCCAACGUUCGCAGCAGGGCUCGAGCCGGCAAGACGAAGCGGCAAGUGGCGGAUGCGGUGACCCGGCAGGCGCCCGACCUCACCCUGGAGGAAGCUGCGGCCCUCUUCACUGAGGACACCACCACCGUCAUGAUCCGAAAUGUGACCAACCGUUACAUCCCGGAAGAGUUCGUUUGCGAGGUGCUCGACGCCGGUUUCGAGGGGACGUUUGAUUUUUUUUAUUUGCCCAUGGACUUUAGCACCAAGAGAAACCGUGGAUACUGCUUCUUGAACUUCCACUCAGCCAGCUGUGCCCGACAGUUCAUGCAGAUCUUCCAUGGGCGCAAGCUGAGUCGGUACAACACGAAGAAAAGUCUUCAGAUUGUCCCGGCUGCUUUGCAGGGCCUGGAGAAGAACAUGUCUGCUUUGAAAGGCGGCGCCGACCGCAUCAAGAACCAGUGGUUUCGGCCCAUGGUGUUCAGUGACCCAGGUAUGGAGGAACUCUGUGGGGAAGAUGCCUAG